This is a messenger RNA of Belonocnema kinseyi, 1882 nucleotides long. RefSeq names its product lachesin-like. Gene Ontology annotation, biological process: synapse organization. The record is from RefSeq and is a predicted model, not a curated record. Lineage: Eukaryota; Metazoa; Arthropoda; Insecta; Hymenoptera; Cynipidae. Gene Ontology annotation, cellular component: neuron projection membrane. The transcript is spliced from 5 exons. The coding region runs from base 379 to 1323 and encodes 314 amino acids.
CGCGACGUCGAGCGCUCCCCCUGAAAUCUCGUUGCGCUCGCGAAAGAGUCGAGCAAUUAAGUUCCCUUCGCCGCGAAAUCAGUACGCUUCGUGAAAACGCGCGGGAACGUUCUCCACCCUUUGAAGAUAACCGCCAGUGUUCUCAGAAAAUAAAAAAGGGGCACGAUUAUGUGACCAGGAUAGAAGCCGGGACGUGAUCGAGCACAUGUUCCGGGAUGCACGAGGUCCCGUAGGAAACGUGCAAAACGUACAAACCUAGGGGAUAGAUAUUUAGGAUAGAUGCGAAAAUAAGGAAGUGAAUAAAGGAAGAAACUGUCAAUUUCAGUGUCCUGAAAUGUCAUCGACUUCCCAUACGUCGUCGAGGUUGAUCAUCUCACCAUGAGGACCUCCUCUUGCAUAAACUACUACUUACUGUGCCUCGUCUGCUGGAUACUCUUGGGCAUAUCUGGAGUUUGCACGAGAUCACAUUCGCUUGUAAAAAGAAUGACAGGACUCUACACAGGUCCUUAUUUCGACACAAGUAGUCCAACAAAUAUAACAGCCCAAUUAGGCACUCGUGCCUUUCUACCUUGUAAAGUUCGUCAGCUCGGCAACAAAUCCGUUUCCUGGGUGAGAAAAAAGGAUUCCCAUAUCCUAUCAGUGGACAGAAGCAUGUUCAUCGCUGAUGACAGGUUUCAGUCGAUAUUCGUUGAAGCUUCGGACACAUGGACUCUUCAAAUUAAAUACGUGCAGGGAAAAGACGAAGGCGAAUAUGAAUGUCAAAUUUCAACAGAGCCAAAAAUGAGCCAUAUUAUCAAGUUGAAUGUAGUUGUGCCAAAGAUCGAAAUCGAAUCGAGGGAAAAGUCUAACGGUGACAUGUACGUGAAAACUGGAAGUACGGUGACCCUUCGAUGUGUAAUAAAACAGUCUCUCGAAGUACCUUUCUUCGUAUUUUGGUACCAUGAAGGCAAUCGGGUGCUGGAUUAUCAGACUGGAGGAAAACUGCAAAUUCUGGCGAAACGUGUCGAUGGAACGACCGACUUCAGCAGUGGUCUCGUAAUUCACAAUACGAGAAAAGAGGACUCAGGAAACUAUACAUGCAGUCCAAAUAAUCUGGAUAGUGCGAGUGUUAUACUCCACGUUCUUAAUGGAGAACACCCCGCAGCUAUUCAGCGAGGAAAGAGCUCAAUCCCAGGUUGCUGUGAAGUUCUCUGGUGGUUGGCAGGAGGAGUGACAUUAACUCAAAAUAACAGUCAUCGUCUGUUAAUUUUCGUCCUUACGACCAUGAUGGUCGUUCUUACCCAAAGUUUUUUAUCCAACCCUGCAAGUUUAGUGCCGCGAUAAUCAAGAAGCUUUCACAAAUAGAACAAUAAUCGAUCGGUAAUCAAGCAGUAUAUCGACUAAGUUUUUCAAUCUCGGUGUGUCUGGGGAAUAAAUACGUGUCAUCUGCCUAGAAAAUUCCCGAAGGACCUUACAUUAAUUUUUUUUAAAUAUUAAUAAAAAGGUCCUAUUUCACGGACUGCGGUAUUCAUGAGACUGGAAGCCACGUUCUUGAAUGUAUCGUGCAACGAAGGACAAAACGCCCAAGAAGCUUUGGCAAUAAUAAUUAAUGGUAAAAAGACUUAUGAGGAAUGUCCAAGGAAUAAGAUUACACAAAAGUGCGAAAAGACAAAACGAUAAAUGAGGAAAGAAAUAAGAAAUUACAAAGUUAUAAGAAAGUGGUUAAUAUUAAGGGUACCCCAUUUCUGAGCAAAAAAGCGUUUUGUAUCAAUCUUAUUAUUUUGUACAAAUAUAUUGUGUCCUUGUUGAUUAAACAGGGAUCGAGAUGUUGAACAAUUCAUUUUUUAAAGUCAAGUAUCAUACAGUAAUUUUAAUUCUUUAAUUUUAAUACAGUAAUUUUAAU